CAGGAAAGCUCCACCCAUAACUACAGUAUCAUAUAACAGAAGUAGUGUUUAUAACUUGGCAUUUACGACCUGGUCACUUUGGCUUACUCAACGAACAUGAAGGCUCUUCUAGUAGCUGUCGUAUUUGUGGUUGCAAGUUAUGCUGCCGAUCCUAAACCCGCCAACUUUGAGGAGUUUAAGAAAUUAGAAGCUGAACAUUUCAAUUCUGCAAGACUGCAUUUUACUGCAAAUAGUUACCGUUCAGGUCAACAACCAAACACAUGGGAAUGUGAUCGAGUUGGACCAGUACCCCAUGACGUACGAACAAAAAUGAAACUAAGUCGGUUCUACCGGAAGUACCUGCAUGCAUUCGGUAUUCCAAUCAUAAGCUCCAACGCUCCAAGUGAUGCUGCUCUGAGGCGAGCCUGUUACACCGUGGUGUUCCUUCUGGCUGAUCGUGCAGAUAUUCGUAGCUGGCUUUAUAAACGAAAUGGACGGGCUGGUGUURUUGGGAGGAAUGAAGGGGUCACCACUAUCCCUGAACAUUCUUGGCUACCAAGUUGGUGGAAUCAACGUGCCAGAGGACUGGGCGGGACUAUUCAGAAUCCUAUUUCAACAUGUGGUGAGGAAAACAUUAUGUGCGAAAGAGGAGACCGUUAUCCUCGCGAAGACAUCUUCCUUCACGAGUUUGUUCACGGAAUCCACGAAAUAGCCAUCGUACGAGGAGCCAUUCCUAACUUUGACAGCCGUCUAGUUCCUCGAUACAACCACCUUAAGAGAACUGGUAGUUUAUGGGCGAGGACGUAUGCCAUGAGCACAAGCCGAGAGUAUUUGGCUGAGGGAACACAAAGUUUUUACGAUGUUAAUGAUGAGCAGAUCCCGACCAAUGGCAUCCAUAAUCACGUGAAUACUAGGGGUGAACUUAAGAACUACGACCCAGUGCUGUAUAACUUUAUCAAAGAAUUGUUUCCUUGUAAAAACAGAAUCAUUAAGAGAUGCGAGGCAAAAGCGGGUAAUAUUCCAGCAAAUCGUUGGUACUUUAAGAUGAACUGCGAUAAACAUGGAAACGGAGUACUGAUGGACUUUAGAACAAAGUUGCCWGUCGGAGGAACGCCCACUACAUCACCUCCACAAACCCCUCCACCUGAUACUAUGCCUCCCACCCCUCCCAAACCUCAAACACCGCCUCCUAAUACCAUGCCCCCCACCCCUCCCCCACCGCAAACUCCCCCACCAGAGACUCAGCCUCCGCCAACCCCUCCUCCAAAUACGCCUGCCCCCCCAGUGAAAUGCGUUGACAACCAUGGAAGCUGUAGUUAUUGGGCAAGAAUAGGUGAAUGUAGUAGAAACCCAAAUUACAUGAAWGUUAACUGUAAAAAGAGCUGUAACGUUUGUGGGAGUUCGUCGUGUGUAGACAAACAUCGUAACUGUUACAGCUGGGCGGGGCGAGGKGAAUGCAGUCGAAACCCACMGUAUAUGACAGUUAAUUGUAGGAAAAGUUGCAGACUCUGCUAACAUGGAGAGUUUGUUUCCAGAUUCAGAUGAUUACUCAAACACAACAGAAUAUAUUCAUUGUACAAGUUUCCUCAAUGUGACAAUAAAAUAUACCCUCGAAUCAAGCCUGUA
Exaiptasia diaphana is the source of this 1605-nucleotide messenger RNA. RefSeq lists its product as uncharacterized. Bases 97 to 1494 code for a protein of 465 amino acids. Lineage: Eukaryota; Metazoa; Cnidaria; Anthozoa; Actiniaria; Aiptasiidae. The record is from RefSeq and is a predicted model, not a curated record. The transcript has 9 exons. Gene Ontology annotation, molecular function: microtubule binding; metallopeptidase activity. Gene Ontology annotation, cellular component: cytoplasm.